Juglans regia (Persian walnut) is the source of this 564-nucleotide messenger RNA. RefSeq names its product pectinesterase inhibitor 9-like. Lineage: Eukaryota; Viridiplantae; Streptophyta; Magnoliopsida; Fagales; Juglandaceae. Gene Ontology annotation, biological process: negative regulation of catalytic activity. The record is from RefSeq and is a predicted model, not a curated record. Gene Ontology annotation, molecular function: enzyme inhibitor activity. The coding region runs from base 1 to 564 and encodes 187 amino acids. The transcript has a single exon.
AUGGCGGAAUCAGCCUUUGCUAGACGUUCCCGAUCAAGAGCGUACAUCGAGGCCUCAUGCCGCACCACCCGCUAUCCUACUCUUUGUAUCAAAUACCUCUGUGGUUAUGCUAAUGCUAACAUACAAAGUCCAGAGCAAUUGGCUCACCUAGCUUUGUCUGUGAGCCUCUACCGUGCUUUGAAUACAAAAGCAUACAUGUUGAAAGCGGCCAAAGAACUCGAGGCAAGCAAGGCCAAGGGAUACCAAGCUGUGAAAGAUUGCUUGGCGGAAAUCAACGAUAGUGUGGAACAAAUUAGCCAAUCUAUCAUAGAGCUCCGUCGCUUGGGGCAUGAACCAGUAGGAGAUGAUUUCUUUUGGCACAUAAGUAACGUUGAGACUUGGGUUAGUGCUGCCUUAACCGAUGUAAGCACUUGUUUAGAUGAGUUGCCGGGACGUAAUAUGAGUAAGUUGAAGGCCACGAUCAAGGGAAAAGUCUUGAAUGUGGUGCAGGCUACUAGUAAUGCUUUAGCCUUGUUUCAUCGAUAUGCGGCAAGGUAUAGAGUUGCUCGGGCCAAGAAGCCUUGA